Messenger RNA from Danaus chrysippus (African queen), 1737 nucleotides. The record is from the annotation of a GenBank genome assembly. Lineage: Eukaryota; Metazoa; Arthropoda; Insecta; Lepidoptera; Nymphalidae.
AUGGCUCUGCUACGUCGGCUGGCUGUGAACGCGCCCCGUGGCGUCCGAGUUUUGUCCACGCCGCCACCGUCUCGCGACGAGCUAGAUCUAACCUUCAACAGUCCGAGAGAUGCGUUCAAGAGCAAGAAAACUAGCGAACUGGUCCGGGCGUACCUCGUAUAUCAAAUAUGUUCGAUCAACUGGGUUGUCGAGAACAAUGCUAUGUUGAUGAAGCGGCUCCGCCAGCUGGUCGGCCAGAGGCUGUUCGAAGCCAUCAUGAAGGCUACCUUCUACGGCCAGUUCGUGGCAGGCGAGGAUCAAAUCAAGAUACAGCCGACACUCGACAGGCUGCGGUCUUUCGGUGUGAAGCCGAUCCUCGAUUACUCUGUGGAGGAAGAUCUCUCCCAAGAGGAGGCUGAGAAGCGCGAAGUGAGUGCUUCGAUAUCUACGUGCGGGGACACUCAAGAGGAGGGUCAGCUGAAGCAGUACCACGUGGAGCAGAGGUUCGCUGAUCGACGGUACAAGGUCACCAGCGCCAGGACAUACUUCUACCUGAACGAGGCAUCGUGCGAGAAGAACAUGGAGGCGUUCAUGAACAGCAUCGACACAGUCGCCAAAAUAACCAAGAGCACUGGACUCAUGGCCGUGAAACUAACAGCCCUCGGAAGACCACAAUUACUUCUCCAGCUGUCCGAGGUCAUUAUGCGCGCUCGAAGCUAUAUGCAACAGAUAGCCGGUGGUACUGGGAACGUGCUAGCUCAUCACAAAACCAUAGAAGACCUUCAGAGAUAUCUCGGGGAUUACAGCGCUAGGCCCGAAGUACAGGACUUCAUGAACAAGGUCACCUCUGAUAAGGAAGGUAUCGUGCAUCUGUUCCCGUGGUCGAACAUUCUAGAUAAGGACAUGGGUUUGUCGGAUUCAUUCCGCGUGCCUGAUCCUAAAACCGGUCAGAUGCGGCGUCUCAUCUCACAGAUAUCUCCGAAAGAGGAGGAGAUGUUCAGGAACAUGUUGCGGCGUCUCAACAAUAUCAUACAAGUAGCCAACGAGCAUGACGUAAGGAUCAUGAUAGACGCCGAACAGACGUACUUCCAACCGGCCAUCUCGAGGAUCUGCCUCGAAAUGAUGAGGAGGUACAACAAGAACAAAUUCCUCGUAUUCAAUACGUACCAGACCUAUCUGAAGAACACGUACAACGAGAUAGUCACUGACCUCGAACAGGCGCAGCGUCAGAACUUCUACUGGGGAGCCAAGUUGGUACGAGGGGCAUACAUAGAACAGGAACGUGCCCGUUCAGCCGCUAUGGGCUAUGAGGAUCCCACUUGUGAGAGCGUCGACGCUACGACAGCAUCCUUCCACCGCUGUCUCAAGGAAAUACUCAGCCGGGUUAAGAACGAGCAGAACGAUCGUCUCGGUAUAAUGGUUGCUUCUCACAAUGAGGACACUGUUCGUUAUGCCAUCCAGUUAAUGAAGGAACAUGGCAUCGGACCUGGUGAUAAGGUUGUCUGCUUCGGACAACUACUGGGCAUGUGUGAUCACAUCACAUUCCCAUUGGGUCAAGCAGGUUAUUCGGCUUACAAGUAUGUUCCCUACGGUCCCGUGUUGGAAGUCCUGCCAUACCUGUCCCGUAGAGCUAAUGAGAACAGAGGCUUCCUCCAGAAGAUCAAGAAGGAAAAGGGUCUGCUCCUCAAAGAGAUAUUCCGUAGAAUGUUCAGCGGACAGCUGUUCUACAAACCAUCCGGAAACUAUACACCGGUUUAA